Tachysurus fulvidraco (yellow catfish) is the source of this 1914-nucleotide messenger RNA. RefSeq names its product gap junction protein, alpha 5b (gene gja5b). The transcript has 2 exons. Bases 706 to 1872 code for a protein of 388 amino acids. NCBI's taxonomy places the organism in Eukaryota, Metazoa, Chordata, Actinopteri, Siluriformes, Bagridae. Gene Ontology annotation, cellular component: connexin complex. The record is from RefSeq and is a predicted model, not a curated record. Gene Ontology annotation, biological process: cell communication.
GUUCACUGGUAUUUCUUCUAAUGUCCCAGUGCCUAUUGGUGUAUUCUGGAGCAUGGUCUGAAGCAGCUGUUUCUGUUCAUCGUUUAAUAGAGAUCUUGCACCGUGUACUAUAUCUGUCUUCCUCUGGAGGAGUCUACACUUCCAUUCAACCCCUUACGACAUUGAGAUCCUAGUCUUGGUAUUUUUGAGUAAAGAACAAGAAAAAAAGCAAGGAAUUCAUCCUCAGGCGUAAGGAGAACAUCUGAUAGUCUGUCUCUGCAAAGAGAUCAAGAUCUUUUGUCAGAGAUAAAAGAAAUCUGCCAUCAAGAACAUCAGGAACCUUUGAAGUUCGCCCAGGUUGAAGGACACAGACUCUGCAGCAAGAAAAAGGUUUGAUUCCUCCAAAUUAACCUUAAGUGAGACAUUCAUUUUAAACCUCCCCUAGAGGUACCAAAAAUAAGACAUAUCUGUCAAUCUGAGGAUCACAGAGCCUUUGAAGAAGAAAAAAAUUAAAUUGAACUGCAAACCAGGGUUAAUCCUCAUUUCACAGGCUUCUGCCAGCAUAUCAUCCUAUAAUCAAGACUUCAGGCGUAAAAAGAUCCUGUGACAUCUAAAUCAGGACAUCUGCACUUCAAGAAACGUUGAUUUCCAGGUAAUCCCAGGCAACUCCUGAUCUUUGUACUUCAGCAAGACAUCACAGAGGUAAGAGACCUCCCGCAAUUUCCUAUGGCAGACUGGAGCUUGCUGGGAAAUUUCCUGGAAGAGGUGCAGGAGCACUCGACUUCAGUGGGCAAAGUGUGGCUCACUAUCCUCUUCAUAUUCCGCAUCCUGGUGCUGGGCACUGCAGCAGAGUCAUCGUGGGGUGAUGAGCAGGAGGACUUCACAUGCGACACAGAACAGCCAGGUUGCGAGAACGUUUGCUACGACCGUGCCUUCCCCAUCGCCCAUAUACGCUUCUGGGUGCUACAGAUAGUCUUUGUAUCUACACCUUCACUUAUCUAUAUGGGACAUGCCAUGCACACUGUACGCAGGGAGGAGAAGAAAAGGCAGAAGGAUCAGGAAGCUCAGGUAGCUGAUAGUGGAGGAGGAGGUGGAGGUAGUGCAGAGAAGUACCCAGAGGAAGAAAGGGAUUGUGGAAAGGAGGAAGUCAGAAUGGGAAAAGUGCAUCUUAGGGGUGCACUGCUACAGACCUACGUCCUCAGUAUCAUGAUCCGCAGCCUGAUGGAAGUGAUCUUUAUCGUAGUUCAGUACGUUAUAUACGGAAUCUUCCUUGAUGCAUUGUACCUGUGCAAUGGGCCUCCUUGCCCACAUACAGUCAACUGUUACAUCUCAAGACCCACUGAAAAGAAUGUUUUCAUUGUGUUCAUGCUUGUAGUGGCUGGUGUGUCUCUGAUCUUGAGUGUUCUUGAGCUCUACCACUUAGCGUGGAAGCAGUGUAAAAGGUGUGUCAAUGACCAUCAGGCCAAAAAGAAUCAGAGAUCCAAUACAACACUGGCUAUAACCUCUGCUUCCCCAGAACCUUCCACACCAAACGGAGCUUGUACCCGACCACCCGAUUUCCAUGAGUGCCUAGCGGCAUCUACUCCACCUUCACACAUAUUUCAAACAAAAACGCACUCACACUCCCACACACAUCCGUGUUACCCACCAUUUACCAACCAACUGGCAUACCAGCAGAAUUCUGCCAACAUUGCAACAGAACGUCACCGGGAUCAUGAUAGUAUAGGUCCUGAAGACUUUCUUAAGAUGAGCUUCACACAGGAAUCCAUAAACACGCCCAAUUUGUGUGUUCCACCCACGCUGCUAAGCAAUGGAUUCUUGAGGGACAACCGACGGUUCAGCAAAAGCAGCGGAACCAGCAGUAGAGUGAGACCCGACGAUCUGUCGGUAUAACCUUGUGCACUUAGACACCAUAAACUGAUGUCAGUAGUUAGU